CCUGCCGUGUCAUCAAGUCACGAAACUUAAGGCCAUACCGCAAAGAGUCGACAUCACAUCAACGAAACGUUUUACCAUAACACCAGGAGUCAUCGCUUCAACGAAACUUUAUGCCGUUCAGCCAGGCGUCAUCGCUUCACCGAAACUUUAUGCCGUACAGCCAAGAGACAUCGGUUCAACGAAACUUUAUGCCAUACCGCCAGGCGUCAUCGCGUCAACGAAACUUUAUGCCAUACCGCCAAGAGUAAUCUUGUCAACGAACUUUAUGUCAUACCGCCAAGAGUCAUCACGUUCAACGAAACGUCAUACCAAACCGCCAGGCGUCAUCGCAUCAACGAAACUUUAUGCCAUACCGCCAAGAGUCAUCGGGUUCAGCGAAACUUGAUGCCAUACCGCGAAGAGACAUCGAGUUCAACGAAACUUUAUGCCAUACCGCCAGGCAUCAGCGUGUUCAUCGAAAGCUGCCUAGACUCAUCGGGAUCAACGACACUUUAUGCCAAGAGACAUCGCCUUCAGCGGAGUUGCCUCGAUUGUUCAGAUAUUAGUGGUAACUAGGUGCGAUGAAGCUUCUUCUAAUAUUGGUACUUUCAGUACUCCAGUUGGAAGAAACUCUCCUUGUGAAGACGAUAACGAACACCAUUAGUAAUUUACGGCCUCUCAUCGGCGAAACGAUAACUCUGAGUUGUAACACUUCGGGUGGACCCUUCAUCGAUGUUGUGUGGUGGAAGAACAAACACCGUGACCCAAAAACAGUACUAACUUACAACUGUAUAGUUGUUGCAGAGGAUUACACGUCAAGAUUAACGAACCGUACAUGUGACACGAAUAACUUUGAUUUUCAAUUAAGAAAUGUUCAAAUCUCGGACAGCGGGAUUUGGGAGUGUGGGACUCAAUCAUUAUCGUCCACAACAAGACCUGUAUUGGAUGUUUUAGUUCCAGUACCACCACAAAAACCGAGAGUCACAAAUCCAUCACCGAUCAUAGUUGGAAAAACUGCCAAGUUCACCUGCAAUGCCGAAAAUGAAAACGUCACGAAACCAGUCACGUACACGUGGACUAAAAAUGGCGACACUGUGUCACCAGGGACCAUUGAACGUGGUGCCCUGCUUUUCUCGCCCGUCAAGAAGAGUGAUGCCGGGAAAUAUGUCUGUGUCGCGAAAAAUGAUGCUGGAUCUAUGACAAGCACUGAACAAGUUCUCGUUGUGUACCUUCCAGUACUACCACAAAAACCGAGAGUCACAAAUCCAUCACCGAUCAUAGUUGGAAAAACUGCCAAGUUCACCUGCAAUGCCGAAAAUGAAAACGUCACGAAACCAGUCACGUACACGUGGACUAAAAAUGGCGACGCUGUGUCACCAGGGACCAUUGGAACUGGUGCCCUGCUUUUUUCGCCCGUCAAGGAGAGUGAUGCCGGGAAAUAUGUCUGUGUCGCGAAAAAUUAUGCUGGAACUAAGGCAAGCACUGAACAAGUUCUCGUUGUGUACCCUCCACACUCUGCACCCAGUAAGCUCAAAGUAGUGAACACAACUGCCGUAGCAGUAACUCUCGAGUGGAUCUCAGAAUUCAAUGGUGGAUCGAAGCAGAGGUUUUACGUCCAAUACAAGAAGUCUGUCGACAACUGGGAUGUUGCCGCGGACGUUCCUCAAGGAGGAAUAACUGAUCCAGGUCUCAAGAAAGCCGUGUAUCACAAGGUUAUGGGUCUUGAGUCGAAUGUCGGGUAUAUGUUUAGGGUGCGCAGCAAGAAUUCCGACCCGGGAACUCACACGAGCAAAUUCAGCAACAUAACAUCUGGAAAAACGCUCGAGAAGCCCCAGACGUCCCACAUCAGCGUGAGCCGCACAGACAACAAAGUAACCGUGCGCUGGAAACAAGUGACCGGAAAAUAUACUGCGAUAAAGGUCAACUACUGCGAGAUCGACACGGGAGACUGCAUGAAUUACACCGUGCCUAAUCCGGAGGACAACCAUGCAACAUUUUUCCUUGACGCCAACAGGACAUAUUAUUAUCAUUUGAUAAUUGUAGAUGGUGGCGAUGUUGUAUAUACGAGCACGGGCAUCAAGGAUGGAAUCAAUGACGAGAGCUAUUUGAAAGUUGUUGAUGACAAGACAAGCGUAGCUGUUUUAGGCGGUCUGGUUGGAGCAGUCAUUAUAGCAAUAGCAGGCAUGACAGGCGUCAUUGUGGCAGUUGUUCUAUGGAAACGUGGCCUGGUGUGCAUGCGAUGGGGAAAUGGGCAGAGUCAUCGACCUGCAAAUGACACUGCAGAUAACAAUGGUACGAGGGUUGAAUUCACAACCAUGAAUAGUUCUGUACAAAUCUACAACGAUAUUGGAACUGAGCAGCAAAAUGAUGUCGUUCACGCUGCAAGCACGACCGGCCAAAACCCAGCAGAGUCCACGGGGCACCACGCUCCAGCAAAUGAAGACUUUCGGAAUGAGUCCACGUCCUCAGACGAUGACGUGAAUGCAUACGACUACGCGUUUAGCUUGACGACAUGGAAGCCAGGUGUUUCAGUGCAGAGCCCUGUUUCUGUUCGCCAGGCGAACCGAGCGGAGCCGGAGGAUGCGACCCAUUACGAAGUAAUGCAAAGGGAGCUGGAGACCGAGUACACAUACAACCAGUUGCCAAUCCUCAAGCUAGAACAACGAGACCAAAGCACAACCGAAAGCGGUUUAGGGAAGGCCGAUGUCGCCAAAGAAUUGACUCCAAGUCGCUCGAGUGACGAUGUGGCUGACGGUCGAGACUCGCCAUAUGCACAUCUGGAUCGAGUAGAGAGUGUAAAGGCUGGAGAGUAUUUGGACUUUGCACAGCUGAGUCCGGAACAAUUGAGACCGAUGUGAAGUCUCCAAGGGUUCUCUGUGCUUUUGCGUGGCUGUGAUGGCUUUGUCCACAACAGUGACGCCCGCGUAUAACUCGAUAUUGUAUCGUAUUUCCAGCAUGGUAUUUAUACGCACUAUAAUACCGAGUGUGAGUGUUUGUAUUCAGUGGGAAAGGCUUUUUAUAUAUGACUUGCUAGUGGAGACGAGGUAUAAAAAUGAUGUCGUUCAAUAAAACGAGGUGUCAAAAUGAUGUCGUGGUAUAAGUUUCCAUGCAAUCGUCCAUAGCCAGCACUUGUAUGCAGAUUGUGCUUAAUAUGUCAUGAUAUCUAGCAAAUCUGAGCCAGAGUCAGUAAACGGCGCUGGUCUAAUACUAAGCAACCGUUACCAAUUGCGAAGCUUGGAGAUUGGCCAGCCUGUAGUGUCGGGCUGCGGUUAGUGACAUUAAUUUGUUUACAAAGAUAUCUACAUGUAUAUGUAUGUUGCCAAAAGGCAGCACUUCCAAAAUGAAAGCAAAACCUAACUGAUCUCUAUGCGUGAUUCGUCUGUUGUUACAUUGUUCAUUUGGCGACUUGCCGUCCCGCUGAAGCACAUGAUCAUUGCAGCCAUUGUAAUUUUGUAAUUAGUCUAUCUCUUUCGAGUUGGCCUAUUCUAAUGUCUGGCGUUGCAUGCUUUUACACAACAGUUUUGA
Molecule: messenger RNA, 3504 nt
Organism: Lineus longissimus
Lineage: Eukaryota; Metazoa; Nemertea; Pilidiophora; Heteronemertea; Lineidae
Exons: 8
Coding region: 561-2837 (758 amino acids)
Biological process (GO): cell-cell adhesion
Cellular component (GO): plasma membrane; cell-cell junction
Molecular function (GO): cell adhesion molecule binding
Source: RefSeq, a predicted model, not a curated record